UGAACAUGUUUUCCGGAUUAACCAAUCAAGUCAGCUCGUGGAUUGGGGCUGCCAAAGGGGAACCACAAGAUGAGGAGGUGCCAACUCCCCCAAACUCUGCAGCUACGGCACCAGCAGCAGCAGCAGCAGCAGCGACGAUAACUCCAGCCGCGACGACGGACGCUGCUGCGGCACCCACGGCAGAUGAAGGUGACAGAAGCCCAACGAAAAGUGGUGUGUUCUCAGGAGUAUCGUCCAAAGUGACAGGCUGGCUCGGAAAUGCAUCCAUACCCUCGAUGCCAGCGAUGCCAUCCAUGCCAACGGUUUCAAUGCCAGCAAUGCCUGCCAUGCCUUCCAUGCCGUCGAUACCGGGCCUACGAAAGGGCAAUCAGACGGACGAAAACGGAGGCAUCACAAACGAAGGCUUAGCCACAUCACCGGAAAAGACGAAUCAAGGUAUUGCCGGAUCAACGGAUGCAGCCGACGAGGACGACCGGUCCAGGUAUAUUAGACCACAGGAAAGUGCCACAGGGGGAGCCGACUCACCUUCAGCUACAGGCCCGGGAACACCGACAGAAGAAAAUGCAGGACAAAUAGGACAAGUCACACACAAAGUCACAGCUGGAGCCAAAUCGAUCGGGUCGUUCCUAUACUCAUCGUUCAACAAAGCCGGUGAUAAAAUUAAACACUUGAAGGAUAAUACUAUUCUCGGUGAAUUCAAUAAGGAGCAGGAAGCUUUCAUUAAGAACCAGCAGGGUGCCGGCGGACCUGGUGCAUGUCCCUGGGUAGGCCACGCAAAUGAAAGCAAAAUUAAGGAAGAGAUACUAAGUCUUUCAGCUGAUCGCCGGAACUUUGUUCGAGCUCCUCCCGCUGGGGUCGAGUUUGAAUUUGAUUAUGACCAUUUGUAUCCAAUCGCGCUAGCCAUUAUGAAUGAGGACAAGGAGCUGGAGAAGAUGCGAUUCGAGCUGGUACCCAAGAUUAUCACGGAAGAAAACUUCUGGCGCAAUUAUUUCUACCGUGUCUCACUAAUAUGCCAAGCAGGAGAUCUAGGCACCCUCGGUGACAAUAACGAGUUCGUCCGACGAGGAGCCAGCGAAGAUACGGAGGCCUAAAGACGUAGUCACAAUACUAACAGAUUAACUUAAAUCAAUAACGCCCGUACCAGCAGGUGAUGAUGUUAUUAGCAAGCAGACAUUUCAAUAUUGAUGAAAAGAUGCACCCAACUCCAAGUAAAGCGAUUAAAGAUGACUUCGUGACGUAAAUCCAUCUUAGCAUUAUUCAUGAGAAUCUAACACGAAGCAUGUUUUUUCAUGUCUGCCCAUACAAACAUACGAAAAAAAACCUCUGAAUCAAUUAUUUCAUAGGUACAUACCACCUUAGUCAAGUUUAACAUGUUAAAACCGGGGAAGUCUCGGCGUAUAACUUUUCUUCGCUUAUCCGUUUCGAACAAACCGCGCCUAUUUUUCUAAAAAAAAUCAAACAUGUAUUCAUUUCAGCCUGAUGUUUCAAAAUAUACAUAUAUAUGGAUAAAGUUACUUAACAUUUGCGGUAGACAAAAUAUCAACCAUACUUCAACCCAGAAUUGUUUGAACACUAUUUGAUAUUGAGAUAGUGGGCUAUUUUACUCAAUAAGUGUACUUUUCUGUCUUGAUGUGAUUUUUCUCGUAACCUCAUGGUAAUGUUAAUCCCAAUAACAAAAAUUGAAACGAAAACACAAAUAAAUUCCACACAAAAGUCCCUUCGUAAAAUUCUAGCUUACCACUUGAAAGGGCAACAUAAGCGAACUUAUUCCCUUAAAGAAACAGGCAAUAGAUAAAACCACUGAAACCAUUAGAUUCCAACUCAUAACCCACCGAGGCCAAAAUUCCCGCUAGGAUUCACCUUCCUGAUAUUCCAGCUUUGAUUCGGCCACGGUCAGAUCAAAUAUGGCGCGUUACGAAAAUCUAUAAUCUGCCUCCGUAUCAAACAUACCGAUCUUAGCUUAUUGUUUACCAUGCUGAAAUCUCUCCUCCCUACACAGAAUGCCAUCUCGAGUUGCUAAGCUACGAAAAUGAAAGAAAAGAAAACUGUAGAAACGACAUAUUUCGCGUUAAAACUUACGAAAGAUUAUCACAAAAUAGCAGUAUUCAUAUAUAAUAGCAAACUAAACAGAAGUGGAAAAAUUCAAGAUUUUUUCAAUGUUGUGCAUUUCGUUAAAUCUAUACAUCUUUGACGACAAAAUAGUAUAUACAAAAUCAUUAAACAGAGAAAGCUACCUAGAUAAUUCCAGAUGGUAAAAUGUUGAAAGUAAAACUGGAAGUAUAACAAAGAUGCAGAUAUCAUAAAUGUAUUUAUUUAAAAAGAAAUGUUUAAUUCGUUGCAACUCUACAACAAAGAUGAGACAAACAAAUUGUAAUGUAAGGGAAAUGACAAUACAAAAUAACAUCAUUGCAGAACAAGAGAAAAAAUAAACAAUACUAUCCCCGUUCAGAUAUCGCGAAACAAAUGACACUAAGUCGAACGAUAUUGAAAAACUGACGAAUGGUGCGAAGCUAAGGGAUUGGCUAGCGAAUGUUCGUGACGAUGGCUAAAACUUAAUGAACUAUUUUAUCACGCAACAACUACUGAUUUAACUUCCGAUUCCGAAUGAUUAUCCUCUGUGCAACUUUGAUCUCGGCGUUGUGUUGAAAGUUGGCUCAUCUCGCGACACAAGCUACUCGUGUAUAUUCCAAAGUACCGCAAAUAUUCCGUUCUGAUACAACAUUUCAGUGAAUCAGUCAGUUUCAUCCAAAUAAUAUGAUGCAAUAAUAUGUAAAAACAAAUAAAUUUUAAGGCAAUUAAAAAUAAGCUGUGAUUUAUUAAAAUGGACAACCACAUUGAAAAGAGUAUAUUAUCAAAGUAUCGAUUUGAUGAAGGUGGCAAAUGUAAAACUUAUUUUAACCGGACAAGAAAAUAAGGAAAUCAUGGGUUAAUAAUAUUGUUUCAAAUAAACGAAAUGACACAUAUACAGCAUGUAAAUAUUCGCUACUGUCCAACUUGGACGACGGCACCGCACUAGGGGCAAUGACACGAUUCUCUCCGAGAUUGUUGGCUGGAUUAUUUUAUUUUAAUCGUGAAUAUGAAAUUUCCAUGUUUAUUUCAUGUUUUACAGGCAACAUUCAAGCACGUGACACACUUCUCACUAUGUCACAUGUCAAAAUUGACUGUUUGCGUGUUCUUCAAGCGUGACUGAUUAUAUAAACAAUAUGUUGUUGAUCGACUUAGUUGAUUAUGUAACAAUAUGUAACUAGAUAUGAGUAGGUUAAAUAGUACAAUAAUAGUUGUCAAUACUACGAAUGCUUUAAUGCAGGGCAGUGCUUUAUAGCCACAGUAAGAAAAAAAACUAGCAGAUUAUUAUGUCGACCGCAUUAACGGAACCGUCUCUUAUGUAUUCAUGGCAGCUCGCCAAUCCCGUCUAUUUUCGUUGUUUUCUAGCACCCGUAUAUUGAACAAAUUCAAUUUUAAAUUCGUUGUUUUUGUUUUACUCUUUCAUUAUGCAAAAAAUAUUCAAACUACCGAAAAAAACACACAUAAAACAAUUUAAUUUUAAUUCGCCAUAUUCAUAAACCUUGCAUACCACAGAAGAACAGUGGGAGAAAGACCUGGAAGCGGAGCUGCAGGACUACGAAGUGGUUAACGAUGGAACAGAUCGUACCAACUGGGAGAAAGAUGUCGAUGAGCUGUUAGACGACGAAACCGACUUGAAAUAAAACGAAUGUUUCAAUCAGUUACUUUGUAAUGUGAUGAGCUGUACUGUAAAUAAGUGAGUGGCCUGACGUAAUGCUUAUAAUUAAGUGAUUUAUAAAUUCGUGAAUUCUUUGAAUCGGAUGGAAAUAUAUUCUGUAUUGAUUUGACUGUGGAAUGAUGUAAAGCAAUUAACUUACAAGAAUGUUUAUUUUUGGAAUGAAAACAUUCAGGGGACACAUCAUUUUACAAAGUAAGUGACAAAUUAAUAUUUGAAACAGCCUAUCAGGAGGUCUAAACCGGUAAAAGCGUACAUAUAAUCUAUUCUUGUGCAAAAUUAUGUCCAGUACUACCAUUUUCGUGUAAAAUAAACAUGUCCUGUCUCGAUGGCACGUUCUACUUUCAUUCCACUGUCCUCAUUUACAAAUAUCUACAUGAAAAUAUCAGACAAAUGUUUUUUUUAUUGAAGCAAGCUUACCUAUUAAUGAAAACUCAGCAUAUGUUGCCACGAGUUUAGAAUUGGUAAACUAACCUCAGAAUUGGUAAACUAAACUCAUUAAAGCCAUAGACGAUUAAAAAAAUAAUAGAAAUUACACUUACAUAGUCUAGCAUUAUUAAAGUAUUUGGACUUGGGAGUUCAGUGCAAAGUGAAUACCUAAAUACUGAAACCCUUACGCGUACCGUAGCAUGAAUUGAAAAAUUGUAAUAUAAAUCUUUGAAAUUUACACGCAUCAAGAAAAUUUUACAAACUAAACGAAUAUACUCCUGUUACUUUUCCUUGUAAAAUGUCAAUAACCAGAUUGUAAGGACUGUUACGCAAGUUUUGGUUUUUGACUUGUUGAAAUGUUUGACUGCAAAUUAUUAAAUUGAAUAAACAUUUAAGUAUUUCAUUCCAAUAUAGUAAGCAACUUUGAGUUUGUGUUUUCACUGUCCAAAGUCACAUUUUUCUUCAGCACUCUUAGUUACCCUGGUCAUGAGAGCUCUUCCAGUAAAUAUACUCGUUCUACUCAGAGCCGACAUUUUUCGAGCACGUAUUUUCAACCAAAGGUCAAACAUAUUUGCUGGAUCGAGUUAUUAUUCGAGAUGAUACAAACAAAACACUGUUAUCAAAUAAAAAAUAAAUCGCACAGAUUUAGAGUCCGACACCGUGACAGACAACAACUAGCCUAGCCGUUUUUUCAACUUUACAUAAAUCAAGAUAACUGUAAGGGAGAAAAAUCAUCUUAACAUUGGCGUAACGUAGCAUUUUCUUUCACUGUUAAAGAUAGGCAAAUAUGUUGAAGUAUCUAAUUACAUCGAAGAUUGCAAUGCUGUCUACAAGCCAAGACCGAACAAUAUUUCUAACUUUUUUGUUCUCUGUUGAUCUUUCAAUAUUCCGAAACGACAAAGGUGAAAAACAAUUAAUCUAUUAUAUUCUGUAUUUAAUUAUAAACUGAAAAUCAGAUUGUUUAACAUAAAAGAAAAUGAAAUAUAUACAUAUUACGAUAUACUACCGAAUAUUAAGCAUUACAUUAUGUGUAAGAAACCAGUAAUAACAGUAAAUAAAACAGAGGGAUAUUGUGAACAUUA
Malaya genurostris is the source of this 5250-nucleotide messenger RNA. RefSeq names its product synapse-associated protein of 47 kDa (gene Sap47). The record is from RefSeq and is a predicted model, not a curated record. Lineage: Eukaryota; Metazoa; Arthropoda; Insecta; Diptera; Culicidae. Gene Ontology annotation, cellular component: synapse; cytoplasm. The transcript is spliced from 9 exons. The coding region runs from base 6 to 1091 and encodes 361 amino acids.